ACGAACCGGAGUACCUCGCCGUCGACGUCUCAUAUUGAUGAUGUCAUCAAGAACGGACGCUGCUCGCUGGGGAAUAUAAACAGAACAACGUGUCGACAAACGCACGGUAAAAUGGGUAAAAACAAACAGAAAGGCAAAAAACAGACAAAUGUCUUCCAAGUGGCAGCGAACAAGCACUUGAAGGCCAAAAACAAAGCCAAACCCAUCCGGACGACACUCAAACAUAUCAACGCUGUGAAGAAUGAGAAGGUGGAGAACCUCAACCAGAUGUUCUCGCAAGUUCAUCGGGAUGUCAGCGUUUCCAAACCGGUCGCUGCAGAAGCAAAGAAACCAGCACAGCAGCUCGUCAAAGAGCCGCCAAAGGAGCCGGUGAAUGUCGACAGCGCUGCCCAGCUCUUCUCUCAGCUUUGAUGGUUUCAGUUUUCGUUUGCAUGUGAUUAAUUUUUUUUUUCACCUGUCGUUUGUCUGUACAUAAAUCCGAACUGCUUUUAAUCACGUGAAAACGUGAACAUAUAUACAUUGUUGGGGGUGGGGGGGGGCAUAAUAUACAAACACAGUUUAAUUGAUACUGAAAUUUUGGUACAAAUUUUUUUUGUCUCAUGUGGUUUGAAAAUAUUUUGAAAUUGCUAAAUCGUUUUUUGGUUUUUAAAUGAUAACAUACAAUAAAGACUCAAUUCUGGACUGCAAAA
This is a messenger RNA of Hippocampus comes (tiger tail seahorse), 689 nucleotides long. It is a transcript of the gene rbis, whose product is annotated as ribosomal biogenesis factor. Gene Ontology annotation, biological process: ribosome biogenesis. The coding region runs from base 112 to 411 and encodes 99 amino acids. Lineage: Eukaryota; Metazoa; Chordata; Actinopteri; Syngnathiformes; Syngnathidae. Gene Ontology annotation, cellular component: nucleolus. The record is from RefSeq and is a predicted model, not a curated record. The transcript is spliced from 4 exons.